AUGGCUACAGCCCAGAUGCCAUCUGACAUUCCUAAGCCAUCUUUCGCAAAGGUCGCUGCAUCGGCAUCAAAAGAUUCCCAACCCGUCACUACCGUCAGACCAGUUGCUGCGCCAGCUCAAGCCCGUCCCAGCCAAGCUUCUUCUACCGGUGCCGCCUCCAUACCCGCAUCUGCCACUUCAGACGCAGUUGAUACUCGCCAAUCCGCAAUCAUGAACUCUACGAAGUCUGCGCCGACUGUCGCUAAGCGCGAGCCCACCCUGUCCAAGAAGCCCGAUGCGACCGGUGCCGUGUUGGAUGGAUUGAAGGAUUUGAGCAUUGGGCAACCGACACCGAGCCUUGUUGUGAACGGAACAGGCUCUUCGUACGCUGAGCGAUCAAAAUCUAUAACCAAGGAUGGGUCGGACGACUCCCAGAGAGCUGACUCCAGCUCGGAGCUCGGUACCAAGCCUCCCAGUCUGGACGGAAAGAGUAUUACGUCGGGAACGACCUUUGCGCUGGACGAGAAGGAAUCCCUGAGGCCGGAUGACAGUGCCAGCGUCAAAGCCGCUGCUGCCGAGGACGACGAUUCCUUCUCAUUCCGGGGGCCAAAUCUACCAAACUCCAGAAUGGGUUCCGACAUUGCGGCGCGUGCUAGAGGCAUCAUCCAGCUUGGCGACAUGCCCGAUCGCCGUCUAGCCCAACCUAUCUCCGGCUCCUUGAGCCAAGGCAUGAUCACACCGCAGAGUGCUUCGUCAGAUCAACCACAGAUGCCCAUCCCUAACGCUCUGUCUGCUAAUCUCCCCGACUCUGCCAAUCUCUUGAAUACCAUCUACGGACAGGCACCGGAUGAAAAACUCUUGGAGGCUAUGGCUUCCCCGAAGGAUCGACUGUUUCUAUUGCGAUUGGAGGCCGAAUUGAUCAAAUUUGUUCAAAAUUCCAAAGACCCGUACAUGGACUUUCCGCCUUCAAAUUCAUUUUGUAGGAUGCUCACACAUAAGCUGGCUGACUACUACCGCAUGACGCAUCAGUAUGAAGCUCGUGUGGGAUCUGUCCGAAUCUUCAGAACCCCUUACGCCAGAGUACCUGAGUCGCUUGCUAGUAUCGCUGCUCCGGAAACCAAUGCCGAAACGCCUCCUCCUCCAGCGGUCCUGCCUCGAAAGAUCAUGCGACGUGGGGAGGAUGGGGAAUUCGGUAGCAACAGCGCUUCUCCAUCCAAGGCCACGUCUGAGACCGGCAGUGACUCUAAGGAUAAGUCUGCUGCGGCAAAUCAGAAAUUGUCGAGAGAGCAGCGUGAAGAAGCGUACAAGCAAGCCCGAGAGAGAAUAUUCGGCAAUUCUGAGAAGACUGGGGAAUCUACGCCUGGUAUGUGUGACUAUCACGUUUCCUUCGGACCGCCACUGAUCGUGUUCCAAGAUAACGAAAUCGAAAAUGGCGUUUCACGUGCCAGCUCCGUUUCGGCGAGGGAAAAGCCUGGUGUCAGCAAACGGGGCAAGACUGGGAAGCAGAGACGGGAUGAUUCAGACAGUUUCGACUCGAGACACAACUACACACCAUACUGGGGGCCGCAGCAGCAGACUUGGGUGCCUCAACCUCAGUAUGUUCCUGUGUCAAACCAGUACGGUGCGCCGGUGCAGCAACCGUAUCCCAAUCAGAUCCCCGCAGCCCCUUACAACACUACACCCACGCAAACAUUUGCUCCCAUGAUGCCUAACGCGGGCUACAAUGCGGGCUAUCCUAACAUGACACCGUAUCCGCCUCCGGCAAACCAGGCCCAGUUCCAAGCUCCUCCGAAUGCGAGGAGCUAUGGUGGUUCUGGCCCUACUCCUCCACAGCAAGGUUGGCAACCACAACCAGGGUUCGGACCGGCGCCGGUGCCGAUGACUCCACCUUCGACGGCUAAUGCCACGGCUUACACGCCUCGGGGUAUGUCGGCGCCGCCCAGUCAAAGCACUGUUCCGUACAUGUACGGGCAGUUGCCGGCCAACAUCAACCCGAACGACCCAAAGAGCCAGCAUCCCAUCCCCGGCAGCUACAAUCGUCACGCCUUCAAUCCCAAGACGCAAUCAUUCGUCCCUGGGGGUGGCAUGUCUCCGAUGCAGCCACCACAGCCGCCAUUCAGUGCUCCUGGAUCUCACCACGGUAGCCCCCAGAUCGGCUCACCACAUCUGGCAUACGCCGGUUAUCAGCAGCAAGGACCACCAGCACCUUACGGCUAUGCCAUGGCGAGGCAAGGAUCGAACAACUCGAUUCCUUCCUACCACCCGCCUCCGCCCCAGCACCCUCAUCACUUGAACCCUAUGCCUCAAGCACCGGUUCAUCAUAUUCCUCAACACCCCCCGCAACACAUACCACAAAACCCCUCCCCUCAUAUUCCCAAUAAACCCGCCAUCCCUCAGGGUCCGGCUGGACAGACGUUCAGCCACCUGCCCCACUACGGCAACCCUGCUACUUUGCCGCAAAAGCCAAACAUGGGUAUUUAG
This is a messenger RNA of Colletotrichum abscissum, 2460 nucleotides long. Its product is annotated as R3H domain-containing protein. Bases 1 to 2460 code for a protein of 819 amino acids. NCBI's taxonomy places the organism in Eukaryota, Fungi, Ascomycota, Sordariomycetes, Glomerellales, Glomerellaceae. Gene Ontology annotation, molecular function: nucleic acid binding. The record is from RefSeq and is a predicted model, not a curated record. The transcript is spliced from 5 exons. Gene Ontology annotation, biological process: galactose metabolic process.